Molecule: messenger RNA, 1647 nt
Organism: Paramacrobiotus metropolitanus
Lineage: Eukaryota; Metazoa; Tardigrada; Eutardigrada; Parachela; Macrobiotidae
Product: trichohyalin-like
Exons: 3
Coding region: 1-1647 (548 amino acids)
Source: RefSeq, a predicted model, not a curated record
AUGGAGCGAAAAAAUGACGACACUGCAGAAGAGCGCCUGCGUCGUAUGGAGCAGAUGGCACGGGAGCGUAAAGAUGCUGAUGCUUUGAAUCUCCAACGAGAACGUGAGCAGCGUGAACGUGACCAACAAGAACGUGAGCGGGUGCAACGUGCAGAGCGUGAGCGUGAAAGACAGCAGUGGCGUACGGAAGACAAGGAGAAGCGCGAUAAGUGGCGUCGUGAAGUCGAAGAGCGUAGUGAGAAGUUGCGACAGAUUAAAGCUUAUGGUGAUCAGCUUGAAAUAGAAAUAGCAAAAGAACGUCUUCGUGGUGCACGUAAGGAAGUGGAUCGUCUGACAGAAUCCAUUUCGUGGAGUGAAGUGGAGGAAGCACGGGAUCGGGAAAAGUAUCGCAGAGAGCUCGAAUCCCAGCGUCGACAGCAGCGUAUGAGUGGUCAGCGUCAGCAGCAGACUAGUAUGCCACCAGCGUCGCACGUGGAUCGUGGUGAUGAUGAGGAGCGGGACAAUAUGCCAUUCAUCAUGAUGACGCCGGUGUAUCGUAAUGAACCCGUGGAGCAUAAUGAGCCAGAGCAGCGUAGAGCACAUCCUCCGAUUACUUUCAAGGAUGGACGCGAAGCCACGGUUAACUCACGUAUGAUGCGUUCCGAUCCGCGCGAGCAGACACAGCAACGUACCGCAGAUCGUAAUAUGGAAAACCGGACAAUGGCACAGCGUGUCGCGGAAAGUGGACCAGUGCAGUCAAUGCACAAUCAGCAGCAGCGUAUGACCCAGCAAAAUCCACAGCGUAUGCUGCAGCCAAAUCAGCAGCAAGCGGACAUUGCGCGUAGACGCCAGGGAGAAGCUGUCCUGAAGAACGUAAAGUACCGUAUCCAACCGGGUGUACCUGGGAAUUUGCCGAUUCAUCCAUUCAUGAGUAUGGAAAAACGUCUCCGUAAAGAGCAGUAUGGUGUCGUGAUGGCAGAUUUGAAUCGCAUGGCGGAUGGACUUAACACACUAGCGCAGAGCGAAGAGAAUCCAGACAAACCGGAAACUUGUAGAGCGGAACGAUGGCACGUGUUAGAGUUGAAGACAUUUUUGGAGUUAUUGCGAAGUAAUGAAGCGGAAAAUAAGAAGCGAUUCGUAACGUAUCCAGAGCCUAUAAAGACGUCACUCAGUCCAAAGUAUGUGGAGACUUGGUUCUAUGAUCGUUUCGCUGCGACUUCGUGGAUCACGUAUGAAUCCCAGAAGGACGGUACGACUCGUUGGGAGAAUCGUUAUGGACAGGUGUUAAAACUUAUUCAGGGACGAUUCCGACGUAGUGAAGAGCCGCCUUUGUACUUUAAUCCGAACCGAUUCUUCCCGGAUGACAUUGCCUUUUGGUCGGGAGACUGUAUGUGGGAUGGAACAUAUGACGAACGUAGUCAGAGCGAAGAGCGGAUUCGUAGUGGUGAUCUCGAUGAGCUGGCACGAUUACGAGCGGAAACAGAGAAGUACCAGCAGGAGAUCAAACGUAUGCAAGAAAAGCAAAAGCAGGAAGAAGCAGAGAAACGGCAGCUGGAGGAUGAUCUGAAGGUGAUGAUGGAUCAGCGUAAGAAAGAGAAAGAGGAAUGGCGCGAAGAGCGACGUAACGGACAGAAUGGCAAGGACGAAGAUUCUGAAGCGGACAAGUGA